This is a messenger RNA of Phytophthora nicotianae INRA-310, 1674 nucleotides long. RefSeq lists its product as hypothetical. NCBI's taxonomy places the organism in Eukaryota, Oomycota, Peronosporomycetes, Peronosporales, Peronosporaceae. The transcript has a single exon. Gene Ontology annotation, cellular component: endoplasmic reticulum membrane; endoplasmic reticulum. Gene Ontology annotation, molecular function: calcium ion binding. Gene Ontology annotation, biological process: protein folding. Bases 1 to 1674 code for a protein of 557 amino acids. The record is from RefSeq and is a predicted model, not a curated record.
AUGAACGUCAAGACGAUCGUGGCGCUGCUGUCGGCAGUGCUGCUGCCCAUGGUUGCGCUCGCUGACGACGCGGCUGCCACUCAAGAGCAGCAGGACGCUGACGCGCAAGCAGCCGCUCAACAGGCGGCGGAGACGCGCGAGCAGCAAGUACAGGAGCUGACCAAGAGCGCGCUAUUCGCCGAGACGUUCGAGAUCGAGGAGCUGUUCGACGGUUCGCGCUGGUUCAAGAGUACGCAGGAUAAGUACACGAACCAGGAUGUGACCCUCGAAGAGGUGACGCUGGAAACGGCGCACCUUACACCCGACCGCGGCCUCGUGCUGGACAAACCAGCGCGUCACUACGGCCUGGCCGUGAAGCUGGAUGAGCCGCUGCAAGUGGACGGCAGCGAGGCCAAGAAGGAGAUGGUGGUGCAGUACGAGGUGAAGCUGCAGAAAGGUCUGGACUGCGGCGGUGCUUACGUAAAGUUACUGCGUCAAGACGAGGAGAACCAGGACUACUCGGCCUUCAGUGACUCGACGCCCUUCGUGCUCAUGUUCGGCCCCGACAAGUGCGGCUCGAGCGACAAAGUGCACCUUAUCUUCCAGCACAAGAACCCCGUGUCUGGCGAGUAUGAGGAGAAGCACAUGAUGGAGGCGCCUGGUAUCAAGAGCGACAAGGACACGCACCUCUACACGGCAGUGAUCCGCGAUGACAACACGUUCGAGGUGUUCGUGGACCAGAAGUCGGUCAAGAGUGGCAGUUUAUUGGAGAGUUUCCUGCCUCCCGUGAUCCCUGAGAAGGAGAUCGACGACCCCGAAGACUCCAAGCCUGACGAUUGGGUCGACGAGAAGCAGAUCCGCGACCCGAACGCCGUCAAGCCUGACGACUGGGAUGAAGAUGCACCCGCGCGUAUCCCGGACGAAGAUGCCGUCAAGCCUGACGACUGGCUGGACGACGAACCGGCUGUGAUUGAUGACCCGAAUGUGGUUAAACCCGAGGACUGGGACGAUGAGGACGACGGAGAGUUUGUUGUACCUCAGAUCCCCAACCCGAAGUGCGCUGAAGUAUCUGGCUGUGGCGAGUGGAAACGACCCACGAAGGCCAAUCCGGCGUACAAGGGCAAGUUCUACGCUCCGUACAUCCCGAAUCCGGCCUAUAAGGGCGAGUGGAAGCCGCGCAAGAUCCCGAAUCCGAAUUAUUUUGAAGAUGAGCACCCGGCGCGUCUGGACCCCAUCGGUGCACUUGCUGUGGAGGUGUGGACCAUGACGGAUGGCAUUACGUUCGACAAUUUCUGGCUCGGUAACGACUUGAAGAAGGCGCAGGAGUUUGCGGAGCUCACGUGGGCUCCCAAGCACGCGGUCGAAGUCGAAGCGAAGCAGAAGGCCAAGAAGGAUGACAAGGGCAGCGAGGAGAGCGGGAUCAUGAAGACGCUCAAUGCGCUGGCGAUGGACUUUGCUACAUACGCCGAUGCGAACCCUGUGAUCGCUCUCGGAUCGGUGGCUGGUGUUUCCGUUCUGGUCACUAUUGCCCUGUUCUUCCUGUGCUGCGCAUCCGGCGCUUCUAAGCCCGAGGCGAUUGAGAAAAAGUCGGAUAGCGGAUCUGAAGACGAUGAAGAGGAGGAUGCGAAGGCAGUGGACAGUGACGAGAAGGAGAAGACAGUGCGACAGCGCAAGAAAGCCCCCAAGGUCGAUUAG